Messenger RNA from Archocentrus centrarchus (flier cichlid), 566 nucleotides. RefSeq names its product fibroblast growth factor 21-like. Lineage: Eukaryota; Metazoa; Chordata; Actinopteri; Cichliformes; Cichlidae. The record is from RefSeq and is a predicted model, not a curated record. The transcript has 4 exons. Bases 111 to 566 code for a protein of 151 amino acids. Gene Ontology annotation, molecular function: growth factor activity.
UUCCCCUUCCUGUCUCUCUGUCAUUUUAUCUCACUGACUCCAACCCACUUUUAUCCUUUAAUAGUCAAGUCAGAGAAGUGCAUCUUUACACAGAUAACCACAGGCGUGGGAUGUAUUUGGAGAUAAACCUGGAUGGGAGAGUCACUGGAAGUGAUACUCAGACACCUUACAGUUUGCUGCAGCUGAAACCAGUUAAACCAGGCCAUGUAGUCAUUAAGGGACCAUCAUCAUCUCUUUUUCUCUGUGUGGACCGAGGAGGCAACCUGAGAGGCCAGAGUCACUACUCAGAAACCAACUGCACCUUCAGAGAACUGCUGCUGGCUGACGGAUACACCCGUUUCAUUUCCUCACACUAUGGAUUUGCUGUGUCGCUGGCAUCAAGACAUUCCCCAGAUCAACACACAGUUCCUUUCACUCGAUUCCUACCACUGAGGAAUAACUUGAAAACAGAUAGUGCAUCUGAACAGUCCCCAAACAAUCAGAGACUUUUCAACAUGGACUCUGAUGACCUUCUUGGAAUGGGUCUAAAUUCUGUGGCCAGUCCUCAGUUUUCUAUGGACAAAUAA